CAACUCACAAGUUCAAACCGAAACCAAAACCAAGCAGAAGUUCUCCGACUCUGACUCUAAGCUUAAAAACACAAAAUUAACUUUUGCGAUCGGCUUCUCUUCUCGCUCACAAAUUCAUCCGGAUUCUGGAGGAGGAGAAGUAGGGAUUAUGUCUUUCUUGUCUCCUACAAUUCCGAUGCGCCUCCUCGAGGAUGACGAGGCCGAUCUGUCAUUCUUCCCUCACAAAAACUCGAACAACUUGAACAGCAAGAUCAUGGUCAUAUCCAUCAUUUCAUUAUCCAUCGUUGUUUUGCUAGUAAUCUUGCUUCAUACCUACGCAAGGUGUGUCCUCCGACGCCAGGUGCUUCGCCGAGCGUCCAUACGUCGUCAUUUGGGGUCAACCAUGGCUCAUGUCCACUCCGUUGAGCUGCCCAAAAUUGGACUCGAGCCCUCCGUCAUUGCCGCCUUGCCCAUGUUCGUGUUCAGACGUGCGGAGGGCCGAGAUGGCGGGGAUGACAACGCAAUAGAGUGCGCUGUGUGUUUGAGCAUGUUAGAGAAUGAAGAAAUGGCACGGUUGCUUCCAAAUUGCAAGCACAGUUUCCAUGCAGAGUGCAUCGACAAGUGGCUGAUUUCCCAUACUACCUGCCCCAUUUGCCGGACAGAGGCGAAGCCGUGUCUGCAUCUCGAGCCACGAGAGGGUCCCGCAGCCGGGAUGCCAACGGCUCCGCCGUUAGAGCAUGUGAACUCUGUGUUGUCAUCAUCAUGUAUGGAAGGGACAUCAGAUGGUGCUCAAUCCAGCUCAGCUGGUACUAAAGUGAAUGCUUCAUCGGUUUCCAGGUUGAGUUCUUUCAGAAGAAUGAUUAGUAGGGACAGAUCUUCAAGACGUAUUCAAUCUUGCGGACAAGAGGAUGGUAUAGAAGAUUUAGAGAGGCAGUGAAGAUUGAAUCAGUUAUGGGUAAUAUAUUACAUAAUUUUGCAAUUAAUACUUUGGUUUAUUGUUAAAUUUUUUUUAUGUUGAUUAUUAAUAUCAUGUUAGUGUUCUUAUUGCUA
Malus domestica (apple) is the source of this 1029-nucleotide messenger RNA. RefSeq names its product E3 ubiquitin-protein ligase ATL41-like. The record is from RefSeq and is a predicted model, not a curated record. Lineage: Eukaryota; Viridiplantae; Streptophyta; Magnoliopsida; Rosales; Rosaceae.